AUGGCUCAGCAAGUCAGCAUCUCGGAGCUGUCCUUACCACAGCUGGAGGUGCUGAAGAGCCAGCUAGACCAGGCAGUGGAGUUCCUUUCUUCCUCCAUCACACAACUAAAGAUGGUGCAGACAAAAUACAUGGAAGCAAAGGACUGUUUGACUGUACUGAAUAAAAGCAAUGAAAGUAAAGAGCUGCUUGUCCUAUUCUGCAGUUCUAUGUAUGUUCCUGGGAAGCUCUCUGACAGUGACCAGGUGCUAAUAGACAUGGGGACCGGUUACUAUGUAGAAAAGUCUGUGGAAGGCACCAGAUACUGCUUCAAGAUUGAUUUCCUGACAAAACUGAUGGAGAAAAUCCAAUCAGCACUUCAGGAGAAACAUGCCAUGAAGCAAGCUGUGGUGGAGAUGAUGAGUGAGAAGAUUCAGCAGCAACAAAGCAGCAACAGCUACAAAGACCUAGCAAACCCCAAGCUAAUUUUGAAAGUGCUAUGA
Messenger RNA from Sphaerodactylus townsendi, 480 nucleotides. RefSeq names its product prefoldin subunit 5-like. The record is from RefSeq and is a predicted model, not a curated record. Gene Ontology annotation, cellular component: cytoplasm; prefoldin complex. The transcript has a single exon. Lineage: Eukaryota; Metazoa; Chordata; Lepidosauria; Squamata; Sphaerodactylidae. The coding region runs from base 1 to 480 and encodes 159 amino acids. Gene Ontology annotation, biological process: regulation of DNA-templated transcription; protein folding.